This is a messenger RNA of Ctenocephalides felis (cat flea), 1808 nucleotides long. RefSeq names its product apical junction molecule-like. NCBI's taxonomy places the organism in Eukaryota, Metazoa, Arthropoda, Insecta, Siphonaptera, Pulicidae. The record is from RefSeq and is a predicted model, not a curated record. Bases 135 to 1808 code for a protein of 557 amino acids. The transcript has 7 exons.
CAAGUAUUAAGUUUAAAUAAUUAUAUUUAGUGUUCAAUGUGAUCAUCCUAGUGUGCAAGUGAUUUGCUGGUAAUAAUUUUAUUAUUUUUAUUUAGAAAAAUCUACAGUGGUUGUAACCCCUUAAGUUGUCUAAAAUGCCUAGAAGACGACGUGGGAACAUCGGCCGCCGCGCAAGACAUGCAAGCCAGCAACAAGCGUAUUCACGGAACUUAAGCGAAGAAAGACAAAAUUUAAUAAGAGAAAAUGCCCGGUUGAGGCAACGCGUGAGCACACAAAUAAGAUCAUUGGCAUCAUACAAUCGCUUGGCAUUUCAAUAUGAUCCCACUGCGAACUACGUGAUAACCGAAAUAAUGGCUCCUCGCAAGUCAAUAAUUAACCGCGAUGCUCGAGAGGCACGAAGAGCAAAAAGACGCCGUUUGAAUAUGACUGAGGAACAACGAGCCGCCGAUCGAGAGAAGAGAAGACUAAGACACGUCCAGAAGCGUAAGGCGGAAACACCAGAACAACGAGAAGCCAGGCUUGAAAUUGAACGAAUGCGACAACGUAAAUCGCGUAUUGCAAAACAACAAAUAUUGCGUCACGAAAAACGGAAGGCAGAGAUACAGAAAUUUGUUGAAGAAGAACUGGCGAAAAGAAAACCACGCUCAAGACAAACAAUCAAUAAACAUCUUUUAGCAUUGUUACCAAUUCAAUAUCUUCAAAAGAAACAAGAAAUAGAUAAUUAUGAAAUAACUGAAAUAUGUCCAAAAAAUGAAGAAAUAUGUCUACAGCGAUUUUUAGAGUCUGAGAUAAGAAUAGAUGAACAAAUAAAACAGGAACCGGUUGUUGAGCAUGUUGAUGUGGCCUCUAGUAGAAAUCCAACUGAAAUAUGUCCAGAAAAUGAAGAAAUAUGUCUACAACGAUUUUUAGAAUCUGAGAUAACGAUAGAUGAACAAAUAAAGCAGGAACUGAUUGAUGAGCAAGAUGUGGCCACCAGUACAAAUCAAACAAGUGAAGUAGUACUGAUGAACGCCUUUGUACAUUUGAUAACCGAAAUAAUGGCUCCUCGCAAGUCAAUAAUCAACCGCGAUGCUCGAGAGGCACGAAGAGCAAAAAGACGCCGUUUGAAUAUGACUGAGGAAGAACGAGCCGCCGAUCGAGAGAAGAGGAGACUAAGACACAUCCAGAAGCGUAAGGCGGAAACACCAGAACAACGAGAAGCCAGGCUUGAAAUUGAACGAAUGCGACAACGUAAAUCGCGUAUUGCAAAACAACAAAUAUUGCGUCACGAAAAACGGAAGGCAGAGAUACAGAAAUUUGUUGAAGAAGAACUGGCGAAAAGAAAACCACGCUCAAGACAAACAAUCAAUAAACAUCUUUUAGCAAUGUUACCAAUUCAAUAUCCUCAAAAGAAACAAGAAAUAGAUAAUUAUGAAAUAACUGAAAUAUGUCCAAAAAAUGAAGAAAUAUGUCUACAGCGAUUUUUAGAGUCUGAGAUUAGGAUAAAUGAACAAAUAAAGCAGGAACCGGUUGAUGAGCAAGAUAUGGCCUCUAGUACAAAUCGAACUGAAAUAUGUCCAGAAAAUGAAGAAAUAUGUCUACAGCGAUUUUUAGAAUCUGAGAUAACGAUAGAUGAACAAAUAAAGCAGGAACUGAUUGAUGAGCAAGAUGUGGCCACCAGUACAAAUCAAACGAGUGAAGUAGUACUGAUGAACGCUUUUGUACAUUGUAGGUCAUGCAAUACAAUAAAAUCUACAUUAAAUCGUCAUGAAAGAAUUCAUACUGGACCAUACCCUUAUAUUUGUGAAACAUGCAAAAGAAAACAGUAA